This is a messenger RNA of Ochlerotatus camptorhynchus, 2312 nucleotides long. RefSeq names its product cingulin. The transcript has 2 exons. The record is from RefSeq and is a predicted model, not a curated record. Gene Ontology annotation, biological process: regulation of cilium assembly. Bases 332 to 2200 code for a protein of 622 amino acids. NCBI's taxonomy places the organism in Eukaryota, Metazoa, Arthropoda, Insecta, Diptera, Culicidae. Gene Ontology annotation, cellular component: centrosome.
AGUCGUUUUGAUAACAGGGUUGUGGCAAAGAGGAGCUUUUCGGGGGUUAGUCUUCGCCCUCUUUCGGAUGCUAAAAAUCAAAUUACCGAGUGAAUCCUUUUAUUUAUUUUGGUACGUACCUACAUAUUUAUUCUAUUGGUAUUUUGUAUUUCGGUACGUAAAUAUCUACUAUGGGUACUUUAUUGCCGCUUUGUUCCAAAGAGUCGAUUUUUGUUAUCACUAGGUUAAAAUCAAAAAAAGCUUCCAAAUUAGGCAUAUUGUGUUUAUCUCUGAUUAUUUUUUUUAACAAGAAAAUGGAUAAAUAGAUGGAAUCAACUAAAUUGUUCGGAAUAUGGCUUCCCAAAUUUCCUGCUCAAGUUCUGCUCAAGCCACUGUGUUCGGCUUCGUUGAAAGUCUGGUCAAAACCAUCCCGGGAAAUACAACUGGCUGCGAAAGAGAGUACAGGGUGGAAUCUUUAAAUAAUAUGGCCAAAACGCGAGACGAGCCACAGGGUAGAAUGGACAAUCGACGUAUUCUGAAGAUAAAACAACAGGUGGCCAAACAGAAUAACUUCAUCAAUGAGCUGAAAAAGAAUAUCCGUCUCUUGGAAGCGAUGACACCCAAAUCCAUCUCGGACCGAGAGAAGCUUGCCUUCCUGAGAAGCCGCCUGGAUAAAGAAAAUGAGCUGCUGAACAACUUGUUAAGUAAACUUAUCGGAGAACAGAAGCAAUCCGAUAGUCCAGUCUGGGAGCAGAUUCGGCUUUGCAGCGAACCUUUGGACGAUUUUUCUCGUAAUCCGUGGAUGCUGGGAAAUGUACCAAUAUUUGACCAAUGUUUCUCCUUCGAUUCUACUCUAUCAUCGUUGAGUUCCAAAGCUCAGGUUGGUGGCGAAUCGAAUUACCUGGAUGAGGAUACGAAAAAUAGGCUGAAGAAAGAACUGAUGAAUCGGGAUCGAGUUAUUGAUAUUUUGCAAGCUCGUGUUGAGGCACUCACCGCGGAUGUCCUGAACGUAAAGAAGGAUAAUGAAGCUAUUUUGGACAAAACUCCUAGGCAAACCAAAUUCUGCGACGCGGACAUAUUUAAUCGGUUGCGGUUUUACAAAGAAAAUACAGACGCAUUAGAAAAGAACUUACAACAAAUGGGAGCAGCGUUGGAUGUGAUACGGUCGGAGUUGGGCACCACCUUGCCUGGGGAAUUCCAAGAUCCAAUCGGAUGUAGCACGUUGAUUACGUCAUGGGACAGCGGUAAAACAAAUGGGGAAGAAGCGAAAUCGUCCGCUAUGUCCAAGCAAGGUGACGAUCAGUACAACAGCCUUAUGAAAAAGUUUGCUAAAAAGUCGAACGAGUGCAAAAAAUUAACAGAUCGUUUAGCUAAAGCAUGUUCCUGCCGAAGUGAAUCUCCGGAGCAACUGGAAGGAGAUGUCCUAAAAAACCGAUGUUCGGAACUGUUGGACGAGCAAGAAGAGUUUAAGAUUCUUAUCAAAGAGCAAGGUGAUCAACUUGAGGAGUACCGUGGAAAAUAUAUAGCAGCACAGCAGCAAGUUGAAGAGCAAAAACUGCAAAUGGAUAAAAUGGACGUAACGAAUCGGCAAAUCGAGGAGCAAAUAAACAUGGAAGUCCAAAGAAUCAAAUCCAAAUUUCAAUACAAGCUUAGGCAACUAACGCCUUUCCCUAAGCUGCUGGAAGCCGAAGAGCAGAAGGUGAAAAAUUUGAAGACAUCAAAUCAAAAGCUUUUGGCAGAACUGAAAAAGUCAGCAAUGGAAAUCAAGUCGUUAGAGUACCGUCUGCACACUGCACACGCUUCACAGAACGUUGCAUUGGAGAAAGCUCACAAUCUGCUCAAAGUCGAGUUGAAACAGGUGAAGGAAACUUUGCAAACCGAGGAAGUAACGAGAGAAAAACUGCAAGACCAGCUGGUCGCUGCGCAGAAAGAAAUGGAAGAAGUUAGAACAGAGACAGCUAAAAUUAUCGCUCGAGCUAACGACCGAUCCCAGGAAGAUCGAAAAACGGACCAAGCGAGAAUUCAUGGCCUUGAAAUGGAAUUAGCUAAGUGCCGCGCUGCUGCCUCCGUGACUAUCAAUAACCGCGAAGAAGCUUUGCGUGAAAUGCAAUGUCAGAUAGGGGUGCUAUCGGGUAGCUUGAAUGACGCCCAAAUUCAGAUACAAUCACUCCGUAAUCAGCUCACGUUUUUGCAGAAUGAAAGAUAUGGCUCGCGUGUCUAAAGGCCUUAUCAAUUCACAAUUGAAGUCAAUAAACUGUUUCAAACAAACUGAUUCAGUGGUUUUCUUUUGUUUACAAGAUCACCGCCAUUUGUUUCAUUGUCUUUCUAUUGAA